Centruroides sculpturatus (bark scorpion) is the source of this 3941-nucleotide messenger RNA. RefSeq names its product LARGE xylosyl- and glucuronyltransferase 1-like. Gene Ontology annotation, molecular function: glucuronosyltransferase activity; xylosyltransferase activity. The transcript has 21 exons. Gene Ontology annotation, biological process: protein O-linked glycosylation via mannose. The record is from RefSeq and is a predicted model, not a curated record. NCBI's taxonomy places the organism in Eukaryota, Metazoa, Arthropoda, Arachnida, Scorpiones, Buthidae. The coding region runs from base 560 to 2779 and encodes 739 amino acids.
GUUUGUUGAGGACAUUUCUCUUUAAAAGCUGCUGGCAGGCAGUGAAACGGCUCACACCCCUCGAUAAAAGGAAUGGUGCCUACCAUAUCCGGGUUCUUACCGGAACAAGUCAGUAGCCAUUGAGACAGAGGAAGAGGAAUUUGUAUUAGAGAUUUCAGUCGUAAUCGAGCUUUUCUUCAAUUUACAACCGAACAGAGACAAUCACUUAUGAAUAUAAAUAAUAAUUGAAAGGAUAAUUUACCAUCCAUUUCAUUACAAAACGAUAUUUUGUUUUUGCAUAUGAAGCAGUCCUAGUAAUAUAUUGAAUAUUAUCAAGAUGUAGAUGGAAUGGCAUGUGUCAUCCUGUAUUUAAAUAUCAACAUUAUAGAUUGGGAUGAAAUAUAGUCAUACAUCAGACUGUCUACAUAUUGAGAAUUUUAAUAUUAAUUGUUGUUAAAAUGGCUUUUACAUGGGAUUUCACUUGCAUAUUCAGGUAUGCAAUGCAACUUUUUACAUAUUAGAAAGUACAAUGCCGUGGAUGCAAUUCCAUGGAAGGUAGCAGUGGUUCCUGCCAAUAUAUAUGGGUUGUGUAGGUUGGUUAUCAAAAAUGAGAAGGAGGCGAUUAAAUACAGCUGUUAUUGUUGUAAUAUGUGGAUUUCCAGUAUUAAUGAUUUUAUACUUAGCAACAACUGAGCAAGAUAUUGCAACUGGUAAUUUCUUGGGCUUCACACGUAGAGAGGCAAAAUUAGCAGAACGCGUUCGAGAAGUCGAGGAACAAAAUCAAUUAUUGCGUCGACAGCUUAGUUUGUCUCAAACACAUCUUCUUAACAUUAUGUCAGAAGCUCAGCAAUCUGAUGAUAAUGCAUCUGAAAGUGGAAACAGACAUCCUACAGUUAAUCAAAAAUCAAUUCUCUGCUUGAAUCAAGAACCAGAAGUACCAAAAUGCGAAAUUAUACAUAUAGCCAUUGUCUGCGCAGGCUACAAUUCCAGUCGUUCAGUUGUGACUCUUAUUAAAAGUAUUCUUUUUUAUAGGAAAAAUCCUUUGCAUUUUCAUUUUAUUUCUGAUUCUGUGGCUCAGUUAAUUCUACAAACACUGUUUAAUACCUGGGGUGUACCUGGAGUGGAAGUAAGCUUCUAUUUAGCAGAUAAUUUACAAAAUGAAGUUUCUUGGAUACCAAAUAAGCAUUAUUCUGGUGUUUAUGGCCUAAUGAAGCUGGUUCUUCCUAAGGCUCUACCAGAUUUUCUUGAAAAAGUAAUUGUCUUAGAUACUGAUGUAACAUUUGCAACUGAUGUAGCUGAAUUAUGGAGAAUUUUUCAUAAAUUUUCAUCAAAACAAGCAAUUGGACUUGUUGAAAAUCAAAGUGAUUGGUAUUUAGGGAAACUUUGGAAAAAUCAUAGACCUUGGCCAGCAUUAGGACGAGGUUUUAAUACUGGAGUAAUUCUUCUUCACUUGCAAUUGUUAAGAGAAUUGGGAUGGAUGCAUACAUGGAGAAUGACUGCUGAAAAAGAACUUUUUAGCAUGUUAUCUACAUCUUUAGCUGAUCAGGAUAUAUUUAAUGCUGUUUUGAAGCAACAUCCAUAUUUAAUAUAUCGUCUACCAUGCCAAUGGAAUGUUCAACUUAGUGAUAAUACUUUGAGUGAGUUAUGUUAUACAGAGGUUCAAGAUUUAAAAGUUAUUCAUUGGAAUUCUCCUAAAAAAUUAAAAGUAAAGAAUAAACACGUUGAAUUUUUUCGUAACCUCUACCUCACCUUUUUAGAGUAUGAUGGAAAUUUAUUGAGAAGAGAACUUAUUGGCUGCAAUAACACCAAAGUCACUCAUGUACAAGAAGCUUUAAAUUCCAUCGAUGAAGAUGAUGCAUGUUAUGAAUUCAGACGUGCAAGGGUUGUUCAACAUCGUACUCAUCUGUACUACAUAGAAUAUGAUUAUGAACCAGCUGCUGAAGGAAAUGAUGUGACAUUGAUAGCACAGCUUUCAAUGGAUCGUUUACAAAUGGUUGAAGCAUUGUGCAAACAUUGGGAAGGUCCAGUAAGUUUAGCACUUUAUAUGUCUGAUUCUGAAGUUCAACAAUUCCUUAGUUAUACUCUUACAUCAGAAGUAUUAAGAAAAAGAAAAAAUGUGGGAUAUCAUAUUGUGUAUAGAGAUGGUCCUUUUUAUCCAGUAAACUUAUUAAGAAAUGUUGCUUUACAACAAGUGACAACACCAUUCGUGUUCCUCACAGACAUUGAUUUUUUACCAAUGUAUGGACUCUAUGAGUACCUAAAGAAGUCGGUGGCUGCUAUGGGUUUAGAAUCAUCAAAAAAGGCGUUAAUAGUUCCAGCAUUUGAAACUCAACGGUAUAGACUUACCUUUCCCAAAUCAAAAGCCGAACUAUUAUCCAUGCUGGACAUGGGUACACUUUUUACAUUUAGAUAUCAUGUUUGGACUCGAGGUCAUGCACCUACAAAUUACGGAAAAUGGCGUACUGCGACGACUCCGUAUCGUGUUCAGUGGGAGCCAGAUUUUGAACCCUACAUUGUCGUACGACGUGACAUUCCUGAGUAUGAUAGGAGAUUUGUUGGAUUCGGUUGGAAUAAAGUAUCACAUGUUAUGGAACUCUAUGCUCAGGGAUAUGAAUUUAUUGUGCUUCCAAAUGCCUUUAUUGUCCACAUGCCCCAUGCACCAAGUUUUGAUAUUGCUAAAUUCAGAUCAAGUUCACAGUACAGAAAAUGCUUGAAAAUACUUAAAGCUGAAUUUGUGAAAGAUUUAUCCAGGAGAUACGGAAAACAAUUUACGAUCGAAAAGAAAAAACUUAAAAGGUAGCAACAGUGACAAAAUUUUGUGAGAUAAAAGUAAAUUAAAUCAAGAUGCAGAACGUCGCAAUCAAUGUUCAGUGAUGACGAUGAUAAUAAGUCAGAGUUUUCUUCUGACGAAAAACUGUUGUGCCAUCGAAAACAUCAUCUGGAAUUUGAUCUACGAUCACUCAUCUCAUUUCUGUCCGUCCUAUAAGCAUAGGACAUCAAAGAAACAUUUGUGCCAAUGCCAAAUUUGGACUAAAAAGUUUCGAAGAGAAAUGCCUUUCACUGUGGUUUUUUUCGACCCAAUAGUUUUUCCAAAACGCAGCUACUUAUUUCUAUAACUGCCAUACCGAAGUUAAAUUUAUGACUGUUAUCCAAUACCGAAGUAUUCCUUUUAGGAGUGAAAUAUUUAAUUUAUAGCAAGUUAAUUUUAUUUUUUAUUUUGCACAAAUAAGUAAUUUUAUUCCUCUCGCAGUACGUUCUCGAUGGUUAAUUUAUGUAUUCCAACGGAAAGAUUUCCACGAAAAAUCGAAUUCGGAGUUUUAUUUGAAUUACUUAGUAUAUCUCUUAUCUGUGGUCUAAUGGUUUCCAAGGUUUUACUGCAUUGUAUGGCAUAUACAUGCUAAAUAUAACAAUCGAUAUCCUUUUUCUUUUAUUUUCAUUUGAAUGCUGUAAAUUAAAAUUUGGAAAUUCGUAUAAUCAUGUUCUCUGUAAUUAAAUAACACAGUAAAAAUAUUGAAAGCUUCUUUAUCCUUUUCGAAAUCCUCGUUUUGUUAGAAAAAUAUCAUAAUUAAAAAAGUACAAGCUUGAAAAAACUUAUAUGCACCAAUAAAACUAGUCUCACUAUUAGUGAUUCUUUUUUUAUAUUGAUUUAAAAUUUUUCUUCUUUAUAAAUAUUUUUAUUACUCGUAUUUAUUUUGUCGAUUUUAUUCACUUCAUUCCUGCAGUCUUUCUAGGACAUUAUCUUAAUUAGCAAAAUGAAAUUUUCUAUUGUUAUAUUUAAAAAUGUAAUUAUAUAUUAAUUAACCAAAAUUAAUAUAAAUGAUUUUUUUAUCAGGAGGUGACAUCUGUGAUGUCAAUCACAAAUUAGGAGCAGUAUCAAUUUUAAAUGAAUGCAACUAUAAUAUUUAUGUAAUCAGAUCAAACUGGUGUCAUCAAGUAGGCAUUAAACAAACAUUUUCUGAUAA